Molecule: messenger RNA, 1279 nt
Organism: Pocillopora verrucosa
Lineage: Eukaryota; Metazoa; Cnidaria; Anthozoa; Scleractinia; Pocilloporidae
Product: QRFP-like peptide receptor
Biological process (GO): G protein-coupled receptor signaling pathway
Cellular component (GO): membrane
Molecular function (GO): G protein-coupled receptor activity
Source: RefSeq, a predicted model, not a curated record
AGAGAUUUUUCCUGGAUAAAGCUAAAUUAUAAAGAAAAAUUUGAGAACCAAGGAUCAUGUUUUCACCCCGAAGCCAAAGGUUCACCUCGAAGUAUGAUUGAGAAGAAUGGAACAUUGGGUAUAUGCAUUUAAAUAGUCAAGCGAUAAGAGCUGACAAAGCGAGUCAACAGUGGUUGGUUGAAGCGUACGCUAUUGUGAGCACGACACGAAUUAACACGAAUAAUGACAAGUGGAGAGUUACAUGCAAUACUUGUUCCAUUCGGUGUAACCUUUUACUCUAUAGUUUUCUUGCUGUCAGUUUUGGGAAAUUUUAUUGUCCUCUCAGUUUGUUACCGAUCAAUAAAAAGAAAGGUGGGUUCAUUAAAAUGGUUUAUCGCUAAUUUAGCUGUUGCUGACCUGACGUUUGUGUUCCUGUCUAUACUGGACCUCGUUAGUUAUUUAUCACGUACAUGGGUUGGAGGUCAGAUCUCUUGCAAACUGCAAAGUUUUUUCAUCGAGGCUUGCUACACAGUAUCCAUAACAACUCUGUCUACUAUAAGCUUUGAACGACUCAAGGCAGUGGUCGAGCCACUUCAUACAAUAACGAUUACUCCAGCGCGUAUUUAUGGAAAGCUUAUCGCCACCUGGAGCAUGAGUGUGGUUAUAGCCUCGCCAUUACUUUAUGCCUACCAAACCCAAACCGAUGCCAACGGGAAGGUUUCCUGCACCAACAACAAAUUUGGAGAUUUGGGAAGACAAGUCUAUUAUGGCAUUCAUACGAUUUUCUUUUUCUUCGUCCCUCUAGUCUACAUGAUUUAUGUCCAAAGAAAAAUCUUCAUAUCUUUACGCUCGAGCACCAAGGUGUUCUCAAAGCAAAACAGUUUUACAACAGUGCGCUCUAAACGGCAUCUCAAGGCGGCGAAGCCACUACUUGUUCUAACUAUGGCAUUUGCUGCCUGCUGGUCGCCCUUCAUCUGUGUUCGAGGGCUCAUUUACAUUCAUCUCGCAGAUGAAGGUUAUAUCUGGAGAGCAUCCCAGCUUUUAAUUUUCUUGAACACGAUGUUAGAUCCAAUUCUUUACGGUAUCUAUGGGGAACGUGAGAACUUCAAGGCAAUUUUAAAACGUUUUAUUCCAUGUGCCAAAUGUCAAACCCGUGCUCUGGAAGAACUCAGUCGGUCCACUCAAAGCCAAAUGGCAACUAACAAUGAGAAAAACUGUUACCCAUGGCCAGGUCUGGUAAUAGAAUUAUAUGAAUAGAAGUCAGUCCUACGCCGAAUUAAACCAAACAGUGGCACAUGAG